Metarhizium album ARSEF 1941 is the source of this 1626-nucleotide messenger RNA. RefSeq names its product RNA recognition motif containing protein. The transcript is spliced from 5 exons. Gene Ontology annotation, molecular function: RNA binding. The coding region runs from base 1 to 1626 and encodes 541 amino acids. The record is from RefSeq and is a predicted model, not a curated record. NCBI's taxonomy places the organism in Eukaryota, Fungi, Ascomycota, Sordariomycetes, Hypocreales, Clavicipitaceae.
AUGUCCCUGGGGGACUUUCUGACUGACAGUGGUUUCGGAGGAGGGUCUUGGGCCGAUGAAGUUGAAGAAACCUACGGCACUCAGCCUCUUCCCCCGAGCGACCGGCCUCGCUUUGGAGGUGGCAACAGUGGCACGUCGAAUUGGCAGGAAAGGGGAUACUCCUCCAUCCGGGAGAACCUUCCGCAGAGACUUCCCGAUAAGCCCCCAUUCACUGCACACCUUGGUAACCUUGCCUAUGACGCUACCAGUGAGAGCGUCACCGAAUUCUUUGAUGGCUGCGAGGUUGUCAGCGUUCGCCUCAUUGAGGACCGUGAGAUGCAGCGUCCCAAGGGCUUCGGGUAUGUCGAGUUUGCUGAUAUCGAGGGCCUCAAGAAGGCCUUGACCCUUGAUGGAGAAUCCUUCAAUGGACGAAUGAUCAAGAUUAAGAUUGCCGAUCCUCCUCGCGGUGGUGACAGCCGCGGCGCCGAAUCCUCUCGCGAUCUCAGUGACUGGACUCGCAAGGGGCCUCUCCCCGACCUGCCUGGACGUGGCGGUCGUGCCGGUUCUGACUUUGGUGACCGUGAGCGUCGCCCUCCCCGUGAACCCGCCGCUGAACCUCGCGCCCCCCGCGAGAUGACCUGGGAACGACGCGGACCUCUUGCCCCUUUGUCGCCUCAGGAGGGCGGCCCUGGGCCUCGUGAUGGUAGUCGAUCCCGACCUGCUCCCGAAGGCAUGGGCGAGCGGGGCGGAUCUCACCGUGGAUCCCGUCAAGGCUCUGCCUCUUGGGGUGAGGGACGACAGGACGGUUCGCGGCCUCCUCGACGAGAGCACAAUGAGCGUGCUCCUACCGCUGCGGAGAAGGAUCUCCAGUGGCGCUCUAGCAUGCGCCCUGAUGCUGCCAAGUUACAAGAAGAGACCGAGACUACCACCCCUCCCGCACCUGCACUCGCUGCCCAAGCCGUGCGCCCUCGCCUGAACCUGCAGAAGCGAAGUGUCACCGAGAAUACUGAUACUUCUGCCACACCGUCAAACAGCGAUUCCAAGGCCAGCCCAUUCGGAGCUGCCCGACCCAUCGACACAGCGGCCCGGGAGCAAGAAAUUGAGGAGCGGCGCCAGAUUGCCAUCCGCGAGAGGCGAGAAGCCGAGGAAAAAGCAAAGGAGGAGCGACGACUUGCCAAGCAGGCUGCCGCGGAGAAGGAGGAAGCCGAAGCCGCCGCCGCCGCCGCCGCCGCUGCUGCACAGGCCAACGAAGCCAAGAAGACAGAGGCCAAGCCCGCCGAGAGCGAGGCUGGCGAGGAGCAGAACGGAGCGUCGGCAGAGCAGAAAGGGGCGCACCCGGCGCACCGAAGCCGGGAGUCCCGGGAACCCAAGGAGCCCUUCAAGUCAAGGGCUACAGAGUCUGGAAAUUGGAGAAUGGCCUCCAACGAGCAACGCACCGCCCGCGGGGCCCCCGGCGGUGGUCGGGGCCGUGGCGGCGCAGGCCGAGGACACCGUAACGAAGGUCGAGGAGGACCGCGUGCCAACGGAGCACGAGACCAGCAAGCUUCCGCUACCCAGGGGUCAGGCGAGGGCGAGGCCACCCCCGUGGACGAGGAUGGAUGGACAACUGUGCCGAAAAAGGGGCGUCAGGGACGCCCGCUGGCGUAA